Messenger RNA from Mirounga angustirostris (Northern elephant seal), 1243 nucleotides. RefSeq names its product apolipoprotein E (gene APOE). Gene Ontology annotation, cellular component: intermediate-density lipoprotein particle; extracellular region. NCBI's taxonomy places the organism in Eukaryota, Metazoa, Chordata, Mammalia, Carnivora, Phocidae. Gene Ontology annotation, molecular function: very-low-density lipoprotein particle receptor binding; lipid binding; low-density lipoprotein particle receptor binding. The coding region runs from base 118 to 1104 and encodes 328 amino acids. The record is from RefSeq and is a predicted model, not a curated record. The transcript is spliced from 4 exons. Gene Ontology annotation, biological process: lipoprotein catabolic process; cholesterol catabolic process; negative regulation of neuron apoptotic process.
CCCGGCAGGAGUGGGCGGGGCAGGGGGAACAUUAUAAUUGGACGAGUCUGGGAUCCCGGAGUCCUACUCAGCCCAAGCGGAGACCGAGGAGGAGGGUCCCCAGGAGCCGGUCGCAAGAUGAAGGUUCUGUGGGCUGCGCUGGUGGUCGCGCUCCUGGCAGGAUGCUGGGCCGAUGUGGAGCCGGAGUCGCCGCUCCAGGGGAAGCCGGAGCCCGAGCUGGAGCCCGAGCUGGAGCCCGAGCUGGAGCAGGAGGUGGAGGCCGAGGCCGGGUGGCAGGCUGGCCAGCCCUGGGAGCUGGCGCUGGCCCGCUUCUGGGAUUACCUGCGCUGGGUGCAGACGCUGUCUGACCAGGUGCAGGAGGACAUGCUCAGCAACCAGGUCACCCAGGAACUGACGACGCUGAUGGAGGAGACCAUGAAGGAGAUCAAGGCCUACAGGGCGGAGCUGGAGGAGCAGCUGGGCCCCAUGGCCUCGGAGACGCAGGCCCGCGUGGCCAAGGAGCUGCAGGCGGCGCAGGCCCGGCUGCGCUCGGACAUGGAGGACGUGCGCGCCCGCCUGACGCAGUACCGCAGCGAGGUGCAGGCCAUGCUGGGCCAGAGCACCGAGGAGCUGCGGGCGCGCUUCGCCUCGCACAUGCGCAAGCUGCGCAAGCGGGUGCUGCGGGACGCCGAGGACCUGCAGAAGCGCCUGGCCGUGUACCGGGCCGGGGUGCGCGAGGGCGCCGAGCGCAGCGUCAGCUCCAUCCGCGAGCGCCUCUGGCCGCUGCUGGAGCAGGCGCGCACGCGCCACGCCAACCUGGCCCCGCAGCCGCUGCGCGAGCGCGUCGACGCCCUGGGCCAGCAGCUGCGCGGGCAGCUGGAGGAGGUGGGCAGCCGCGCGCGCAGCCACCUGGACGAGGUGCGCGCGCAGAUGGAGGAGGUGCAGGCCAAGAUGGAGGAGCAGGCCAACCAGAUGCGCCAGCAGGCCGAGGCCUUCCAGGCCCGCCUCAAGAGCUGGUUCGAGCCCCUGGUGGAAGACAUGCAGCGCCAGUGGGCCGGGCUGGUGGAGAAGGUGCAGGCGGCCGUGGGCGCCAGCCCCACCACCGCACCCGUGGAGACCAAAUGAGUGCCCGGCGCGCGCCGCCUGGUGGGCCCCGCCCCUGCCCGUGCCCCCUGCCUCCCCCCACCCCAGCCUCCAGGAGGCGCUGUCCCGGCCCCAACCUGGAGGGCCCUAGCUUAAUAAAGAUUCACCAAGCUCCACAGCA